AUUUUGUUUCGGUGAAUGGCGGAGACUUCUACGACGUGGAAGAAACAACAGCCUCAUUCGUACAUAAAGCCAACCAAAAUCUCGGCGGCUUGAUGCUUGUGGUACCUGGAAAGCAGACGAGAAUCUCGACAGAACUCAUUCUUCCAUAUUCUCAGAAUCAUACGAAGACGAUGGCCAUGACUAUGCGUUUGUCCUGCCGACACUUAUUCCAUGCACUCAGAAAAGAGGGAGAAUUCCUGAGAAUACCUUUUGCAGGUGGUGUUAUAUCAACUGGCAGAAAUGGGAGGUUUCCCAGCAGAUUGAAAUGGGCAGUUCCUUGUGAGAUAUCUGUGAAGUCUGUGCAAACAAAGGCUCAUAUAAAGUUUCCUCAAAACUCAUCUGGAAGUAAAGAAAAUGCUUUUUUGAGAGACAAGAAGACAGUUCCUUAUUCAGACCCUCCAAGUAGAGAUGAUGUCAACCGCCUGUAUGAAUUGUUUGAUAGGAGCAAGAAGCUUGUUGUUUUGACUGGAGCAGGGAUAAGCACAGAGAGCGGUAUUCCUGAUUACAGAAGCCCAAAUGGAGCAUAUAGCACAGGUUUCAAACCGAUUACUCACCAGGAGUUUCUCCGCUCAGUUCGGGCUCGAAGACGUUAUUGGGCACGGAGCUAUGCUGGUUGGAGACGGUUCACUGCAGCGCAGCCUAGUGCUGCUCAUAUGGCAUUAAGUACUCUUGAAAACGCGGGCCACAUUAGUUAUAUGAUUACACAGAAUGUAGACAGGCUGCAUCAUCGUGCUGGCAGUGACCCACUUGAAUUGCAUGGUACCGUAUAUACUGUUAUUUGUACGGAUUGUGGUUAUACUCUAGCUCGUGAUCUAUUUCAAGAUCAAGUGAAGGCUCUUAAUCCAAAGUGGGCUGAGGCAAUUGAAAGUUUGGACUACGACAGCCGGUCGGACAAGAGUUUUGGAAUGAAACAAAGGCCUGAUGGAGAUAUCGAGAUUGAUGAGAAAUUCUGGGAGGAGGAUUUCCAUAUUCCUGUUUGCCCAAAAUGCAAUGGAUUACUGAAACCGAAUGUUGUCUUUUUCGGAGAUAAUGUCCCCAAAGGGAGAGCUGAUUCGGCAAUGCUAGCUGCCAAGGAAUGCGAUGCUUUUGUUGCACUGGGUUCUUCUAUGAUGACCAUGUCUGCAUUCCGGCUAAUUAGAACUGCAAACGAGGUUGGUGCUGCCACUGCAAUUGUAAAUAUCGGUGCAACACGAGCCGAUGAUUUUGUACCUCUGAAAAUCAAUGCUCGACUUGGAGAGAUACUUCCAAGAUUGCUUGACAUUGGAUCCCUUGCUAUCCCUGCCAUUUAAUCCCAGUUCUCUGAAAGCGAGGUAUCAAUAACAUUCAAUACAUAGUUCCUUUCAUACUCGAGUUUCAACUGGACCCUAACUGGGAGAGCUCUCAUAACAUCGAUCUGUUGCUCCAUUCAUAAGAUUUGAACCCAAAACCUCGUACUUGCACCACAAGUUGUCGUAUGUCGUGAUUUGCAUAUGUUAUUGUCGUUAUUUGUCAGUUGUGUGUUGUCCAAGCGUAACAAGUCCCUCGAGUUUGCCUGCACUGUUCCAUUUUGGACCAAGAUUCCUGAUCCUUAUUGUACCAAUUGUAUAGCCAUUGUUAUUGGGACUACAACAUUUUUGUUACCUCUGGCAGUAAGGCUAAUGUCCAGACUCAAUUUUCUAAAGUUCAGCUUGAUUUAGUCCA
Molecule: messenger RNA, 1719 nt
Organism: Ipomoea triloba (trilobed morning glory)
Lineage: Eukaryota; Viridiplantae; Streptophyta; Magnoliopsida; Solanales; Convolvulaceae
Product: NAD-dependent protein deacylase SRT2
Exons: 11
Coding region: 93-1328 (411 amino acids)
Molecular function (GO): NAD+ binding; NAD-dependent protein lysine deacetylase activity
Source: RefSeq, a predicted model, not a curated record